Molecule: messenger RNA, 3060 nt
Organism: Pseudoliparis swirei
Lineage: Eukaryota; Metazoa; Chordata; Actinopteri; Perciformes; Liparidae
Exons: 24
Coding region: 226-2850 (874 amino acids)
Biological process (GO): RNA processing
Cellular component (GO): nucleus
Molecular function (GO): RNA binding
Source: RefSeq, a predicted model, not a curated record
AAAGUAACCGUCUUCUUAUUUAUGAAUAAAUAAAUACCUGCAUCGCGUUAUGUGUAGCGGCAGCAGAGGGAGACACGUCGACUACCUUCGCGGACACGGAGCCCCCCGAGCCGGCGUCCUCCAGUCAGACGUCUCGCCUCCUCGGAGCUUCAGUGUGUUUGUUGUCGCAGCCACGAAACUAAAAAGAAAAAUGGUGAAGCAGUAGCAUGACACACAUUUUCGAGCAUGGCAGAUAGAAAAGGAAAAGCUGUCGCUCUGAUCAAACCGCUCUCAAGGAGAGAACAAGACGGGCUCAAGAAGAAGGAGGAGGAAAAGGCCGCGGAGGUCUUUGAAGAGUUCUUGGCGUCGUUUGAGACCAACGAGAAGAGCGGCGUGAAAACGUUUGUCCGCGGGGGGAUCGUGAACGCGACUAAAGAGGAGGAAGCGGCCGAGUUCAAGAAAAAUAAACUUUAUCGACCGGCUGGCAAGUUUGUCCCUGUGUCCCAGCAUGGCUCCCCGGUGUCAUGUGCUGAAAGCAAAAAGUCUACAUUUAAAAAGAAGUCCGAUGAAAAGAAGAAGAGCAAUCUGGAACUCUUCAAAGAAGAGCUGAAGCUAAUACAAGAAGAGCGAGAGGAAAGAUAUAAAAGGAAGAAAAAUGACACUGGUGGUGGAGGAGGGGGAGGAGGAGGAUUUGGAGAACUGGACGCACCGUUAUCGGGACGGUCCGCUUUAUAUGAUGACCUGACGGUGCCGACCACCACCAACCUCUACAUCAGCUGCAUUAGCCCAAAGAUGAACGAGGAGAUUCUCUGCAAAGAGUUCGGUAAGUACGGCCCGCUGGCCAGCGUGAAGAUCAUGUGGCCCCGGACGGACGAGGAGCGCCUCCGGACCUCCAACAGGGCCUUCGUGGCUUUCAUGACGCGGAAAGAUGCGGAGAGAGCCUUGUCUUCACUCGACGGUAAAUUAAUUAUGGGCUUUGAGAUGAAGCUCGGGUGGGGUAAACCGGCUCGGAUUCCGCCCCAGCCUCUCUACACCCCGGUGGGGGUGAGGACCACCCCGCCCCCCCAGUCCGGUCUCCCGUUCAACGCUCAGCCGAGAGAUCGCUUCCGCAACGACUUCACGAAGCCGCUCGGCUUGUCCAAAGGAGAGCUCGACAAGACUCUGUCCGAAGCCGUAGUCAAAGUGGUUAUCCCGACCGAAAGGAACCUCCUGUUCCUCAUCCACAGGAUGAUUGAGUUUGUGGUGCGCGAGGGCCCCGUGUUCGAAGCCGUGAUCAUGAACAAGGAGACAAGCAACCCGGACUACAGGUUUCUUUUCAACAACAAAAGCCAAGAUCAUGUGUACUACCGCUGGAGACUGUUCUCCAUCCUGCAGGGACAGUCCCCGACGGAGUGGAGGACGGCAGACUUCCGUAUGUUCCGGGCCGGCUCCAUGUGGAGGCCCCCCAUCAUCAACAGCUACUCCGACAGAGAUGAGGAGCAGGCCGACCUGGAGGAGGACAGGCCUCCCGAGGAGGAGGUGAAGAAAGGCCAGCUCAGAUCUGAGCACAAGCUGCGGCUGGCGGCGCUGCUCCAGGAGCUGUCGCCCAGCAGGGGGCGCGUGGCCAGCGCCAUGCUGUUCUGCCUGGAGCGGGCCGACGCCGCCGAGGAGGUCGUGGGUCACAUCACGGAGUCUCUGUCCUCGCUGCAGACGCCCCUCCAGAAGAAGAUCGCCAGAUUAUAUCUCGUCUCCGACAUUUUACACAAUUCAUGUGCCAAAGUAGCCGGAGCCUCGUACUACCGUAAAUAUUUUGAAACCAAGUUAACACAGAUCUUCGUUGAUCUUAACGCGGCUCAUAAAAACAUUCAAGCCCGACUGCAGGCGGAGCAGUUUAAGCAAAAGGUGACGAGCUGCUUCCGGGCCUGGGAGGACUGGGCCAUCUACCCGGAGCCGUUUUUAAUCCACCUCCAGAACAUCUUCCUGGGCUUCGCCAAAGCGGCGGAGGAGGUGAAGGAGGCGCCGGAGGAGGCGUCCUCCUGCACCGAGGCCGCGCCCAGAGACGGGUCGGCGCCGCUCGGGCAGCCGGCCGACGACCUGGACGGCUGCCCCCUGGGCUGGGACCCUCUGGACGGCGUCCCCGUGGACGACAUCGACGGCGUUCCCCUGGGCGUCGCCAUCGACGACAUCGAUGGAAUGCCCCUGGAGGAGAGCAGCGUCCCUCUCUCCAGAGUGCCUUUGUCCAAAUGGGAGAAGAUGACCGAUACUGGGACAUUUUCUCAAGCUAAGACGGAGUCGAAGUGGGACGCAGUGGUGGAGCCCAACACUGAGGACGAAGUGACCGUGAGCGUCAACUCGAAGGACGAAGACUCUCAGAGCGACAGCAGCGACGACUCCAGCCGGUCGUCCAAGUACGAGAGCGCCGACUUCCAGAGCUCCCUGAAGAGCUUCCAGAUGUCCGAGGGCAAGAGGAAACGGCUGAGGGAGCUGGAGGUGAAGGUCAUGAGGACCCAGGAUGAGCUGGAAUCCGGCAAGAGGCCGAGGAAGUCUGGAAUGAGCCUCCACCAGCAGGUGGCGCACUACCGGAACAAACUGCUGCAGAAGGAGUUUGAAAAAGACGAAGAAAAGAGCGAGAAGAAGUCUAAAGAGAAGGCCAAAGACGAGCGGCGGGACAAAGACCGGAGCAAGAGGAGCGACGACGGCGUCCGGCGAAGGGGGCGGAGCCGAGAGCCCGAGGACCGCGGCCAGAGGUCGAGGAGCGUCUCCCCGUCGAAGACACAUUCUCCCAAGUGGUCGAAGCGUUCCCGCUCUCCGUCUCCGGACCGGAGGACGGGGCGCUCCGGCUCUCGGUCGCCGCAUCGCUCCCACAAGAAGGCCAAGAAGAGCAAACAUUGACCCUGGGCCACGACCUUUGACCUCCUCACUCUCUCCCGACCCCGUACACCAUCCACGCAAAGACUCGGCACCUCUUUUCUUUUUUGUAUGAUGAAGUUUGAACACUGUAACUAAUUAUAUAUAUUUUUGUUUUUAUGUUUGUUUUUAAAAAUGAAGACUAGAAAUGUUGCUGGAAAGUUCUGAAACUAAAAUAAAUCACUAUUGGUGAUG